AAGGCUCCAACAGAUAAACAUUACACGCGUAGCGUCCACGCCACUCCACGCUUCGUUAGUCCAGAGUGAGAGCCAUCGGCGACGAGAGCUUCUUUUCUCUCUUUCUCUCUUCUUCCCGCAAAAGAAGAAACUGCGUUUCUACAACCCGGAUGUAACGGGACGCAUCACGAUCUUUAUCGUCUUAUCAGCCGAUCCUCUAACGAAAGCGGUCACGGAGCAGCUUGCAAACAUCAACAAGAAGAAAGACGCGCUAACGAAAACUUGUUGACGAUACAAUCCCACCACCCUUUCGUUUAACAUUAUUAAGCGUUGAUCAACGUGGACCACUACGAGGGAUCAUGGAUCUCGUUUACAUACCAGAGCUGUUUACCUACGGAUAUUUGAGGAAUCCGCAGUACCACGACUACGAGCAGCCGUGGAACAGAGACUAUUUCAAGUGCGGUAGCAAAAAAUCAGUGGAAAAUCAACGAACCGUACAGCAGCAAUCCAAAGAAAACUGUCACUUGUGCAAAGAAAUGAAAAGAAGAAAUCUGGCAGUUUACAUAAGAAGUAAAUCACGAAGCGAUUCCUGUCACGAAGGGAUUCAAGAAGAAGAGGAGAACGACGUAAUGUACAAUGAGAGAAAAAUCGUAAACGCCGACCGAAAUAAGUCUGCAAAAUCGUCAUGCAGUGCAGAGAAAUCAUAGCCUCGUAGUAUUAUACAUAAUGGUCACAACAAUAAUAUUAAUUUUAUAUUAAGAUAAGCAUAACAUGCAGAUGUAAAUAU
This is a messenger RNA of Trachymyrmex cornetzi, 766 nucleotides long. RefSeq lists its product as uncharacterized. The transcript is spliced from 2 exons. NCBI's taxonomy places the organism in Eukaryota, Metazoa, Arthropoda, Insecta, Hymenoptera, Formicidae. The record is from RefSeq and is a predicted model, not a curated record. Bases 339 to 686 code for a protein of 115 amino acids.